Pantherophis guttatus is the source of this 3904-nucleotide messenger RNA. RefSeq lists its product as uncharacterized. The record is from RefSeq and is a predicted model, not a curated record. Lineage: Eukaryota; Metazoa; Chordata; Lepidosauria; Squamata; Colubridae. Gene Ontology annotation, molecular function: DNA-binding transcription factor activity, RNA polymerase II-specific; RNA polymerase II cis-regulatory region sequence-specific DNA binding. Gene Ontology annotation, biological process: regulation of DNA-templated transcription.
CGAAGGGCAGAGGGAACUUCCUCUUCCGGCUGACCCACGGGAGGAAAAUGGCGUCGCUGGUUCCUCUUGUCCUGUUUCAAGGGGUCGAAGCGGCUCCUGGGAGGUCCUGCAGCCAUUUUUUAAACAAUGAAACUAGCCCAUUACUGUGAAUCUUACAGACAAAGAGGAUGCCAAGAAGAGCACGCUGGGCAACAGAGAAUGAGAAGCAGCAUUAAAAUCCAAAAUGAACCAUCAGUCAAAAUCUUUUUUCAAUUCCUCUUGAAAGGGUAAAAAGUCUUCUUCCUCCGCAAAUGGAAGAAAAGGGGGAGAAUAACAAUAACAAAGUUUUCAGUUGGGAAAAAUAGAGUAUAUGGAGCUUAGGAAGACAUUCAAGGAGGAAAAUAUUCAAAUAAAGAAAAAGUGGGAAGUACCUGAAAGUCAGUGGGAAGAAAAAGGUCCAGAUGGCCAAAAUGGGCAUGUAUUAAUGAAAGCAUUUAUGGAAGGAAAGAGUGGCUUGAAUAAAAGAACCUCCAAGUAAGAGAUCAGAAAUAUAUUUGGCCUUCUCAAGAAUCCAAGAAUAUCAGUGUUGGAAAACCCCCAGAGACUGCCUAUUGUGAGAAAAACAGAUUGCAGAUCACGGCUGAUUAUACACAACAGGAUCCACCCAGUGAAAAACGAUUCAAAUGUUUAGAGUGCGGCAAAAGCUUUACUCGGAAAAGCUUCCUCAUAAUUCAUGGAAGGACUGAUACCGAACAGAAACUCUACCAGUGCUUCCAAUGCAACAAAAGAUUAAGCAUGAACACCAAUGUGAGAAACAAGAGGACUCACACUGGGGAGAAACUCUUUUGAGUGUCCUGAUUGUGGGAAAAGUUUAUCUCGGAAUUCUGACCUGGUGAUACAUCAGAUGACUCACAUGGGAGAGAGACCAUAUGAAUGUCCGGAUUGUGGGAAAAGCUUCAAGGAGAAUUCCAAGCUUGUGAUACAUCGGAGGAUUCACACAGGAGAAAAACCAUAUGAUUGUCCAGAUUGUGGGAAAAGUUUCAAUUGGAAUUCUGAGUUGGAAAUACACCAGAGGACUCACACGGGGGAGAAACCAUAUGAGUGUCCUGAUUGUGGGAAAGGUUUCUCUCGGAAUUCUGACUUGGUGAAACAUCAGAGGACUCACACUGGAGAGAAACCAUAUAAAUGUUGUGAUUGUGGGAAAAGUUUCAGUCAUAAUUCGUAUCUGGUGAAACACCAGAGGACUCACAAGGGAGAUAAACGGUUUGAGUGUUCAGAUUGUGGAAAAGGAUUCAAUUGGAAUUCAGAACUGGUGAUACACCAGAGGAUUCACACAGGAGAAAAACCAUAUAAGUGUCUGGAGUGUGGUAAACGUUUCAUUCAAAAUUCCCACCUGAUUAUACACCAGAGGACUCACACAGGAGAGAAACCAUAUAAGUGUCCAGAUUGUGGGAAACAUUUCACUAGGAAUUCUGACAUGGUGAUACACCAGAGGACCCACACAGGAGAGAAACCAUAUAAGUGUGCAGAUUGUGGGAAACAUUUCACUCGGAAUUCUGACAUGGUGAAACAUCAGAAAACACAUACAGAAGAGAAAGCAUAUAAAUGUUGUGAUUGUGGAAAAAGUUUCAGUCAGAAUUCCUACCUGGUGAAACACCAGAGGACUCACACGAGAGAGAAACCAUAUAAGUGUGCAGAUUGUGAGGAAAGCUUCCAUCGGAAUUCUCACCUGGCAGUACACCAGAGAACUCACACAGGGGACAAAGUGUAUCAAUGUCCGGAUUGUGGUAAAGGUUUCACUCGGAAUUCUAACCUGGUGAUGCACCAAUUGACUCAUACAGGAGAAAAAUUAUAUGAGUGUCUAUUUUGUGGGAAAAGUUUCUUUCGGAAUUCGAACUUGGUGAUUCACCAGAGGACUCACACGGGAGAGAAACCAUAUGAAUGUCCUGAUUGUGGGAAAAGUUUCAGUCAGACUUCCAACCUGGUGAAACACCAGAGAACUCACACAGGAGGAAAACCCUAUGAGUGCCUUGAUUGUGGGAAAAGAUUCAGUUGGAAUUUGCACCUUGUGACACACCAGAAAACUCACAUAGGAGAGAAACUGUUUGAGUGUCCAGAGUGUGGGAAAAAUUUCAGUUACAAGUCUGAACUGAUAAAACACCAAAAAACUCACAGAGAAAAGAGACUGUAUGAGUGUGUGGAUUGUGGGAAAUGUUUCACUCAGAAUUCCAAGCUGGUGAUUCACCAGAAAAUUCAUACUAGAGCGAAACCCUAUAAGUGUCCGGAUUGUGAGAAAUGUUUCAGUCAGAGUUACUACUUGGUGAAACACCAGAGGAUUCACACAGGUGAAAAAACGUAUCAGUGUCCAGAUUGUGGGAAAGGUUUCAGUCAGAAUUCCUACCUGGUGAAACACCAGAGGACUCACACAGGAGAAAAACCAUAUGAGUGUCUCGAAUGUGGGAAAAGUUUUAGCUGGAAUUCCAAUUUGGUGAUACAUCAGAGGACUCACACAGGAGAGAAACCAUUUGAGUGUCCAGAUUGUGGAAAAGAUUUCAGUAAUAGAUUUAGCCUUCUAAAUCAUGUAAGGUUACACAUAGGAGAAUAACCACCGCCCUGAGUCCUUCAGGAGUAGGGCAGUAUAGAAAUCAAAUAAAAUAAAUAAAUAAACCAUUUAUAUACCCAGAUUGUAGACAGCGUUUUGCUCAAAAGUCCUCUCUUAUCACACAAGAGAUUUCACUUGAAGCAAAAUUUGAUGUGCGUAGAGGAAUCUUGAAUUUCAUUUCUUGUCUCUUACGGAAGCGCAGCUGAGCAAUUAACCAUGUAAUUUUUUGCAUGAUUCUUUUUAGUGAAACAUGUCUUAGAUAGUUCCCUUUCAUGGAGUUGAGGGGAACUGCCAUGCUGGGCCAGAGAAAGCAAGGUUGGAUCUCUAUUAAUUUGCCACCUUUAGUUAUUUCUACAUAUAAUAAAGGGGGAUAUAAAUAUGUUUGUAUGCAUUUUUACUUAAUUUGAAAAUCCAUUUGGCAGCUAAAGUCAUGGUUAUUCCACAUAGUUUACAGCAAUAAAGCCUUAGUACAGAAACCAAUAAACUCCAUAUAUUGCAAAUGGCAAAAUGCAAAGCCUCCGCAUUUAACAUGUACUUAUUUAUUUUAUUUAUUUAUUGGUUCAAUUUAUAUGCCGCCCUUCUCCGGAGACUCAGGGUGGCUUACAAUGCGUUAAGCACUAGCCUUCAUACUUUUGUAUAUACCUGCUUAGUAGGGCUUUCGGGCCCCCCUAAGCGGUGUUCCUUUUUAUACAAAGUCAGCUUAUUGCCCACACAAUCCGGGUCCUCAUUUUACCUACCUCGGAAGGAUGGAAGGCUGAGUCAACCUUGAGCCUGGUAAGAUUUGAACUUGCAGUAAUUGCAGACAGCUGGUGUUACUUAACAGCACUUUAAUCUGCUGCGCCACCAAGGCUUUUGUUAAAUGCAUACUGGCUGCAAAGUAUCCCAAUCCCAAUCAUGUGAUAACUGCAUUGGCUGCAAGUUUGAGUACCAGUCAUAAACCUACUUUUUCAGUGCUGGUAUAACUUUGAACAGUAACUUAACUAGGCAUUCGGUAAAUGAGGAUUACUUGUAUAUUUGCAGUAUACUAACUGGCUUUAAUAAUGGAAACUGCCCAGAGGCAUUUACUGUCACUGCGUUCUUGUAUUUACCAGCUGAGCUCAUUAUUUCUGGACUGUCAGACUUUCCGUAGCUUGCCAAGAAUUGUUAUCAGUAAGCAAAACUGCGCAUGUCCACCCACAUUCCUUCACAUUCUUUCCUUUGUUCUCCUACCAGAGAGGUCCGCCUGGGAAAUAGCCGGCACGAACUAUUUCAAAAUGUAACUUUUAGAUUGGUGAGACUUGAUAUGGCCCAAAGGGCUAAUCAAUAAAUAAAAAUUGAAUUGAA